CACACAGACACUCACACACACAGACACACACACAGACACACAGCUCAUAGACACUCACACACAGCACACAACCCAGAGGGGAGCUUGGGCUACAAAGUUCCACAGUGUCUUGGAACAGCAGAACUGUGGGAUAUUGGUCUUCUGAGGGUUGUAAAUCCAAGGUCACAGUGCUGGGUCUCUCUGAAGCCUGGGCAGGAAAGCUCUGUCCCAGCCUCUCCAGGCUGCUGGGGUAUCCCUGUGGGCCGCCUCAGAGUAGAGCUGCCAUCAUGCUGUUUUAGGGGCUUGUACAGCAGCAGAGCCUCUCCUAGAGUGACCAUCUGCAGACACAGUUGUCCAGGAAGGCCACAAUUGACCAUCUGAAGGUCAGGGUAGCCACAGAACUUUCUGGGUGACACUACUGAGCAAAUGGUUGUGUCCCACAGGGAGUCUUCUCCAUUUCACGCACAUCCCUAGCUCGUCAGGAGAGCGUUUGUACGAGGGAGGUCAUACAAAGCAAACAGGCCUGGGUCACAUGACCACGUGCCGGGCAUUGUAAACAGGCCAGGGCACGUGGAGGUGCGCAAUCGCCGGCGAGGCCGGGGCUGGGUGGUGCUGGAUGGGAUAUUAGUGGCAUCGCAGAGUGGGCUGUGCCCAAGGUUCAGCCUCAGAGAACUAAGGUUGCCUAGGGAGUCAGAGAGGCAGCCAGGGGCAGGCAUACCGCACAUGGGCACUUCACCCAUCCAUAGAUCUGGACCCCGUGUGGGCACUGGAGGCCCCAGGGUACACACCUUCGCCAGAGAGGGGAGAGCAGGAAGCCCUCCCCCGACUCCUCGCACUCUGUCUUCUCCCUGUCUCCCCGCCUCUUCCUGAUCUGCACCUUCCCCUCACCCCACCCGGCGCUAAGUGGCUUCCUGUGACCACUGUCGGCGGGGCGGGCGUCAAGCCCCAUCUCCCUCCCUGUCCAGCCACCCUGUGUUGAGACGGGGACAGGGCUGUUGCGCAUGUGCUUUGGGGUCUCUCCAUCUUUCCUGCCUUCUCUGCAGCCAUCUCGGCUAGGAUCCUGGUUCCCAUGGCACCCUGACCUUGUGGUAGAAGUGGCCCAUCCAAAUAUAAUCCACGAAUCAGGGGCACAAAUUCUGCGCCACGCUAACCUCCUGGUGGGGUCUCCAUCAGCUCUGGCUGACCAGACCACAGAGCAGCAGCUCAUGGAGGCCUCAAACUGCUGGGGCCACACUGUGUUUGUGGCCAGAGGAGCCCUGUGGGGGACUGAGGACAUCAGGAGACUGGAUUUAGCAGGAGGCCUCCAGAGCCUUCGAGUCACCAUGGCCACACAUCCCGAUGGCUUCCGGCUGGAGGGAUCCCUGGCUGCAGCGCACAUCAGUGGGCCCCGCACAGUGCUCUACGAGGGCCCCGUGCGUGGGCUCUGCCCCUUGGCCCCCCGGAAUUCUAACACCAUGGCAGCCGCUGCCCUGGCUGCCCCCAGUCUAGGCUUCGACCGUGUCGUUGGGGUGCUUGUGGCUGACCUUAGCCUCAGAGACAUGCACGUGGUGGACGUGGAGCUGAAAGGCCCCCCAGGACCCACAGGCCACAGCUUCGCGGUGCACACCCACAGAGAGAACCCAGCCCAGCCUGGCGCUGUCACCGGCUCUGCCACUGUCACAGCCUUCUGGCUCAGCCUGCUGGGUGCGGCCAGACCCCUCCAUCAGUCCCUUGACCUUUGUGCCCUGCGGAACUCAAUGUCGGGUGUCCCACCCCGGUUUUCUGUCCGCCCGUCCUUAGUUUUCACUCCCAGGCUUUAUGAGCCCGUUUCCCCGCCCCUUUCUCUGAGUCUCCGUCCCUCUUGUCUCUCCACAUCUCUUUCUGAGUAUCCUCUUUGGGUUGUACUACACUACCAUUUCCAAAGCCCUGGGUCGUCGUGGCUGCUUGCAGGUCUGGGUUGCAUCCUAGUCUUUCCUUCUUCCCGCAGGCUGCUGCCAGCUCCCCUCCAAACCUGGGAUUCAUCUCUGCUGACAAGUCUCCCCCACUGCCCUUGCUGUCACCUCGACCUCUAUGUGUCUCAGUAAACAUCAGAGUUCUGUC
This is a messenger RNA of Mesocricetus auratus (golden hamster), 2058 nucleotides long. RefSeq names its product aspartate dehydrogenase domain containing (gene Aspdh). Gene Ontology annotation, molecular function: NADP binding; L-aspartate dehydrogenase [NAD(P)+] activity. The record is from RefSeq and is a predicted model, not a curated record. Lineage: Eukaryota; Metazoa; Chordata; Mammalia; Rodentia; Cricetidae. Gene Ontology annotation, biological process: NAD+ biosynthetic process. The transcript has 5 exons. Bases 981 to 2042 code for a protein of 353 amino acids.